This is a messenger RNA of Tachyglossus aculeatus (Australian echidna), 3550 nucleotides long. RefSeq names its product APC down-regulated 1 (gene APCDD1). Gene Ontology annotation, cellular component: plasma membrane. Gene Ontology annotation, molecular function: Wnt-protein binding. The transcript is spliced from 5 exons. The record is from RefSeq and is a predicted model, not a curated record. Gene Ontology annotation, biological process: negative regulation of Wnt signaling pathway. Bases 101 to 1678 code for a protein of 525 amino acids. NCBI's taxonomy places the organism in Eukaryota, Metazoa, Chordata, Mammalia, Monotremata, Tachyglossidae.
AAGAGAAGAAGAGGAGGAGGAGGAGGAGGCUAUUAGCGCCCAGAGGGAAGAGCGAGCAGGGAGAGAGACGGCGCCCCGAGCAUCCGAAGCCCAACUGGAAAUGUCCUUUCCUGCCCGCAGGCUGGGGAGAUGCCAGGCCCCGGCCCUGGCCCUCCUCCGGCUCCGGCUCCUGCUCCUGCUCCUGCACGGGCUGGGAGAAGGUUCUGCCCUGCUUCACCCCGACAGCAGAUCUCACCCCCGGGCACUAGAGAAGAGUGGUUGGAGAGCCUUCAAGGAGUCACAGUGCCACCACAUGCUCAAACACCUCCACAAUGGUGCCCGCAUUACCGUGCAGAUGCCGCCCAUGAUCGAGGGACACUGGGUCUCCACUGGAUGUGAGGUCAGAUCGGGUCCAGAGUUCAUCACCAGAUCUUAUCGAUUCUACCACAACAACACCUUCAAGGCCUACCAGUUUUAUUACGGAGGCAACCGCUGCACGCAUCCCACCUACACUUUGGUAAUCCGGGGGAAGAUUCGCCUUCGCCAAGCUUCCUGGAUCAUCCGAGGAGGGACUGAAGCCGACUACCAGCUGCAUAGCAUCCAGGUCAUCCCCCACAGUGAGGCUGUGGCGGAGAAACUCAGCCAGCUGGUGAACGUCACCUGCCCCGGGUUCAUGACGACGGAGAGCCCCUGGGUCCAGGAUGCCUCCUAUGACUUGUGGCGGGAGGAGAAUGGUUGUGAGUGCACUAAGGCGGUGAACUUUGCCAUGCACGAGCUCCAGCUGAUCCGGGUGGAGAAGCAGUACUUGCAUCACAACUUGGACCACUUGGUGGAAGAGCUGUUCCUCGGAGACAUCCACACGGACCCUUCCCAGAGGAUGUACUACCGCCCCUCAAGUUACCAACCGCCUCUACAAAACGCCAAGAAUCAUGACCACGCCUGCAUAGCCUGCAGGAUCAUCUACCGCUCCGACGAGCGCCAUCCCCCGAUCCUGCCCCCGAAGGCCGACCUGACGGUGGGGCUGCACGGCGAGUGGGUGAGCCAGCGCUGUGAGGUCCGCCCCGAGGUGCUCUUCCUCACCCGCCACUUCAUCUUCCACGACAACAACAACACAUGGGAGGGCCACUACUACCACUACUCGGACCCCAUCUGCAAGCACCCCACCUUCACCAUCUACGCCAAGGGCCGAUACAGCCGCGGUGUGCACUCCUCCGGCGUCAUGGGGGGCACCGAGUUCGUCUUCAAAGUCAAUCACAUGAAGGUCACCCCCAUGGACGCGGCCACCGCCUCCCUCCUCAACGUGUUCAACGGCAACGAGUGCGGGGCGGAGGGCUCGUGGCAAGUCGGCGUUCAGCAGGACGUGACGCACACCAACGGCUGCGUGGCCCUGGGAAUCAAGCUACCUCAUACCGAGUAUGAGAUCUUCAAGAUGGAGCAGGACGCCCGGAGUCGAUACCUGUUAUACAACGGCCAGAGGCCCAGCGACGGGUCCAGCCCAGACAGGCCGGAGAAACGCGCCACGUCAUACCAGAUGCCCUUGGUCCAGUGUGCUUCUUCUGCACCCAGACUCCAGGAAUCCCCGGGGGAAAGCGCCAUCCACCAGUAUGGGAACGGAGCUCCCGGGAGAGAUUGCUACACCGUUUUUCUUCCCCUUAUCGGGUGCCUAUGUACUGUCCCACACUGGAACUUCCUCAGCUAGAAAUCAGCAAAAAUGAAUUUUUGCUAACUCCAACCCCCCCUGGCCAUUUGCGGGUUUUCCCUUCCUGAAGAAAGGACAUUUAUUCUCUCGUUGCACUUGACCACCCCAGAAUUAUCGCUCCUUUUUACUCAUGCCCCCCCUCUCUGUCCACCGCCCCCUCCCGCCCCCAUUCCCAGUCAUGAGCUGUGCUCGUUUGAUGUUUCUGCUUUGAACUUUGUCCAGCCUGAUGCCUGGUCUGACAUGACUGCACAGCAGCAAUUGCACUUUAGGACUGCAGACAUUUUUGAGGUGGUUGCUUUGGUAUGUCUCCUAGUGGAAACACUGAUGGGUUGAACUCUGAUGGAGGGAAAAAAAGGAUCCAGCUACAGUGUCCACUGCCGUUUUCCCAUUAAGUGCUUCCUUCCCCUCCUCCAAAACAUCCUUUCCCUUCAGAAUCCAACAAUUCCGAAUCCUUCUGGGCAGUAUUGGGUAAAGACUGUGGCCCCACCCCUCACCCCCGGGGUCGCCAGUAAAGACUUUGGUGUAGAUAUGUAUAUAGGAAGAGACGCAAGGAUUUAUCUCGACGAUCAUAGAGGUUUUACGCGGGAGCAAUGAGACUUGAAAGCUGUCAUUUCUGAACUGUCGAACGGCAGUUACCUGUAAUUAAAAGUUUCAAAGGAAUUUAAGCUAAUUUUACAUUGAAGUUUUCUAACUGGUGAAAGCGAGGGCAGGGGAUCGGGGGAGCGGCUGGCCCCGCAGUGGCCGGACAGGGUCGGCCGCUUUGGGGACGUGCUUGGCUCGAGCCAUCGGUCGUUCUGGACUGUUGGACGGUCAGGGCAUCUACUACAUUUCACAUGGGCCUCUCACAGAGAGAUCAUUCCUGGCCACGCUUCGUCCGACCCCUCUUCCUCUGCCUGUGGAUCAUGACGUUCCGCCAGAAGUAAGCACGGCAAAGCCAGGAUUUGGGCAUUUUGGUACAAACGAGUUUCCAUGUGAUGACAGCAGAAGAACAGUAAACUCUUUCAUUCCUUCAGUCGUAUUUAUUGAACGCUUAUGUGAGCAGAGCACUGUACUAAGCGCUUGGGAGAGUACAAUGCAACAAUAAACAGACAUUCCCUGCCCAUGAUGAGCUUACAAUAAAGAAGGAAGAACUGUAGGAGCACACAGACUGUACUGUAGCAUUCCUAAGAGUUUAACACAGUGCUACGCACAAAGUAAGAGCUCAAUAAAUACCACUGAUUGAUUCCUCCAAUUCAGUUUGCAGCUCAGCCGGGGCACUGAGUCUUAGUGAGGAGGGGAACAGGUGUCCUGGAUAAUAUUUAUUAAGCACUUACUACAUCCCAAGCACUAAAUACUAGACACAAGAUAAUCAGAUCAGACUCAGUCCUUAGCCCACAGUCUAAGACUGAGGAAGGGCAGGGAUCUUAACUCCAAUUUACAGUUGAGGAAAUUGAGGCACAGAGAGAUUAAGCAAUUUGCCCGAGGUCACACAGCAGGCCAGAGGCAGAACUGGGACUAGAACCUGGGUCUCCUGACUCACAUUCCGUGCUCUUCCUACUAGAGCAAGUUGCCUGGUGGGCUAUCAUUUUCUUGACUUUCCCCACUUGUAGGGUCCCCCAGGCUUUUGGUCUUUCUCAGCACCCCCAGAGAGUAGAGAAGGGAACCACAAAGGGCUACUAUUUUAAUGAUCUAAUCCGUUCACGUGACUUAGAGAGGCCUGGGCCAAAAGGCAGACCAGGAAAGGGGUUCUGCAGAUAUUGCGGAGUUUCAACAGCUGCUCAGAUCUCCUUGUACUCAUUAAAAGACAAGCUGAAACUACUUCCUCAACAAACACGUUCAUCCUCGGCGGCAUUACCACGUUCGUUUCUACCAUUAAAAGUGACUUCAGACAUG